Neofelis nebulosa (Clouded leopard) is the source of this 2283-nucleotide messenger RNA. RefSeq names its product protein phosphatase 1 regulatory subunit 8 (gene PPP1R8). Gene Ontology annotation, cellular component: nuclear speck. NCBI's taxonomy places the organism in Eukaryota, Metazoa, Chordata, Mammalia, Carnivora, Felidae. The coding region runs from base 102 to 1157 and encodes 351 amino acids. The record is from RefSeq and is a predicted model, not a curated record. The transcript has 7 exons. Gene Ontology annotation, molecular function: protein serine/threonine phosphatase inhibitor activity; protein binding; mRNA binding.
GAGUGCGUACGCACAGACUGCUGGGAUGCUGCCUCUCCCCUCUGGGUCUUCCAGUUUCCCGGCGUGCUUAGGGCCCGCCAAAUGGGAGGGGGAGACGCAAGAUGGCGGCAGCCGCGAACUCCGGCUCCAGCCUCCCGCUGUUCGACUGCCCGACCUGGGCAGGUAAACCCCCACCUGGUUUACAUCUGGAUGUAGUCAAAGGAGACAAGCUAAUUGAGAAACUGAUUAUUGAUGAGAAGAAGUAUUACUUAUUUGGGAGAAACCCUGAUUUGUGUGACUUUACCAUUGACCACCAGUCUUGCUCUCGGGUCCACGCUGCCUUGGUCUACCACAAGCAUCUGAAGAGAGUUUUCCUAAUAGAUCUCAACAGUACACACGGCACUUUCUUGGGUCACAUUCGGUUGGAGCCUCACAAGCCUCAGCAAAUUCCCAUCGAUUCCACAGUCUCGUUUGGUGCAUCCACAAGGGCAUAUACUCUACGUGAGAAGCCUCAGACACUGCCGUCAGCUGUGAAAGGAGAUGAGAAGAUGGGUGGAGAGGAUGAUGAACUCAAGGGCUUACUGGGGCUUCCAGAGGAGGAGACCGAGCUUGAUAACCUGACAGAGUUCAACACUGCCCACAACAAGCGGAUUUCCACCCUGACCAUUGAGGAGGGGAAUCUCGACAUUCAGAGACCAAAGAGAAAGAGGAAGAACUCACGGGUGACUUUCAGUGAGGAUGAUGAGAUCAUCAAUCCAGAGGAUGUGGAUCCCUCAGUUGGUCGCUUCCGGAACAUGGUGCAGACUGCAGUGGUCCCAGUCAAGAAGAAGCGGGUGGAAGGCCCUGGCUCCCUGGGCCUGGAGGAAUCAGGGAGCAGGCGCAUGCAGAACUUUGCAUUCAGUGGAGGACUCUACGGGGGCCUGCCCCCCACGCACAGUGAAGCCGGCUCUCAGCCACACGGCAUCCAUGGGACAGCACUCAUCGGUGGCUUGCCCAUGCCAUACCCGAACCUCGCCCCUGACGUGGACUUGACUCCCGUCGUGCCAUCAGCAGUGAACAUGAACCCUGCACCAAAUCCUGCAGUCUAUAACCCCGAAGCUGUCAAUGAACCCAAGAAGAAGAAAUAUGCAAAAGAGGCUUGGCCGGGCAAGAAGCCUACACCUUCCUUACUGAUUUGAUAUUUUUGGUCAUGGAGAAGGGUGGGAUUGGGUGGGAAUUGGGUGGAAGGGUGACGGGGGAGCUAAUGAACUAGGGAGAAAAACUUUCCAUGUGUGCGGUCUCGUCUUUCAGAAUGUCUCCUGGGGCCCUAACCAUGUAAUGUUAAAGCUGGGGUGGGGUUGGACUAUCCCAUAAAGACCUGUCUUCAGAACACUAUGAGUGUAGAACAGUGUUUCAUAUUUCCCACUAGGUAGGCUGCCCUGGCCCUUUCCCAGGCCUCUUCUAUCACCACCUUUUUCUUUUCUUCCUCGUUCUGGGGUCAGUUUGAUUUAAAGUCAUGUGUACCCUGGGGAGAGACUCCAGGCCCUCCGGUGGCAUCUAGAGCUGUGCUGAUGGCAGCAGCAUCACCAGCCUGUGGGUCCAGCAGCCUGGUUUCUGUUUACUGACCCUGCAAGUCCCAGGUAGCAAAGGGUUCGCCACGGAUCCCAGGUCUAUCAAAAGAGGGUUUAGAAUUCUUCAGUUAAGCUAAGGUUUCAACUCAGAAAUGUUUGCCUGGGUCACUGGUUUUGAGGUUCAAUAGUUAGGCUUUUUUCUCUUUUGUCCUUUCUGUUGGAAUGAGAACAUUUUGAUUUUCUUCAUCUGUGACCAGUGCUGUAGAUACAGGUGGGUAGUUUGAAACUUACGGUAUUGUUUGAACUUCACUUGUUUCUCUUGUCACACCUGAGUACUCUACUUGCUGAAGUUUUUCGUUUGAUUCCAGAGUACUGUCCUCUACUCUUUAAGGCAUUGCUUUCCUAUUCAAGUGUGUUAUGAAGGCAAUUUUUAAAGGAUAUGACCAGUUAGAGCAACAAUUCCAAUUGAAAAAAUUUUACUUUGCAAGUAACUGAUGUCUCUAAGAGGACAUUUUUAGGUGUUGGUUCAGAGGCUCUUCCCCCCCACCCCCCCACCCCCUUUACUGAGAGCUCUCAUAACCCAGAGCUCCAGGACUCGGCCCAGUAACAAACACAGGAGACGAAGGUAGCAAACAGUGAUAUGAGCUUUGUACAGAGAUUUGUACAUUUGUGUAAUAGGCCUUUUCACGCUUUAUGUGUAGCUUUUUACCUGUAACCUUUAUUACAUUGUAAAUUAAACGUAACUUUUGUCAUU